Messenger RNA from Paramisgurnus dabryanus, 1195 nucleotides. Lineage: Eukaryota; Metazoa; Chordata; Actinopteri; Cypriniformes; Cobitidae. The record is from RefSeq and is a predicted model, not a curated record.
UGUGCGUAAUGACGCGCUGUCUGUCGCUCUGCAGGAGAUUUGAUCUGGGUUGUUGUGUUCAGAUGAAUAUACACAACACGUGCUUCUUCACGCUCUAUAUUUGAUAUCAUUCUAUUACUGUGUAAGUUUCUCUUCCGUCCUUGUUUGUGACCAUGGAUCAAUCGAUUGCUUUGACGACAGUAAACCAGAGUUUGAAAGGAGAUGCGCUGGUAUAUCCGGUGUGCUCAGAAUGGAGGGAAUAUCCAGAAGGAUCAAUAUUUCAUCUCGCCAAUAUACUCCUGGUUUUGGGAUUUAUGGGAGGUAGUGGUUUUUAUGGAUUGCUUUACAUGUUCUGCUUUUUAACGCUCGGUUUUUUCUGUUACUCGAUCUCGGCGUGGUCCGAUCCCUGCACAAACGACUCCUUCUCGUGGACCUUUGUGCUUUUCGUCAUUUGUUUGGCACAAGUUAUCCAUGUUUUAUACAGACUGCGAAGCGUCACUUUUGAUAAGGACUUCCAAGAUGUCUACGAAUACAUGUUCAAAAAGCUUGGGGUGUCCUUGAUACACUUCGGGAAAAUCGUGACGUGUUGUGAGAAGGAUAUUCACACUAUUGAGAAAGACCACUGCUUCGCUAUGGAGGGCAAAACCGCUAUUGACAAACUGUCAGUUCUUAUUUCAGGCAGGAUACGCGUGACAGUGAACGGGGAGUUUUUGCACUAUAUUUAUCCCUUUCAAUUCCUGGACUCACCCGAGUGGGAUUCACUAAGACCUUCAGAGGAGGGUGUUUUUCAGGUAACUUUACGCGCAGAUUAUCGUUGCCGGUAUGUUGCGUGGAGACGAAAGAAACUUUAUCUCCUGUUCGCGCAGCACCGCUACAUCGCCAAGAUCUUUGCGCUGCUGGUGCGCAAUGACAUCGCGGAAAAGCUCUUCUCUCUGAAUGACAAGGCUUUCGACAGCCGGGGAUUCCGCUAUGAUCUCCGGUUACCGAGCUUCUGUCACCAGCCUGAGACAGAAAUAGAAAACACGCGUGAAUCUCGGCCUGUAACUGAAACAAUGAACCCAAUCAAGCAGAAAACUUCCUGAGAAACCAUGCCUUUAAACUGUAUUCAUUAAGUCUUAAUCAGUGUUUGACAAUAUCUACUUUCAUACUUUUUAUUGUGUGUAUGUUUUUGUCCCUGUGAAAUGAAAUUGCAAUAAAGUUCUUUGCAUUUUGAUUA